CCAUCCAAUUCCCACUCCCCCCUCCAGGGUCUGCGUUGAAUAUUCCAUGGGUCGGGACAUUUCUGGCACCCAAUGUGGGGCACUGGAUACGGGGGAUAUCGUGAGGAAGACGGUGCAUCAGAGGGUCGACCGCCUGAACCGAAAGCAAAGCCCUUUGUCUGCCACGGGAGCCUGCCACGCCACGAUUUGGGAAUAAUGAAGACUAAACGCCUUUUUUGGCUAAUUGGCCUGUUCUGCCAACUGACGUGGGUCCAAUCUGGAUUUGAGGAUCCCGGAAAAGCCCGUCAACUGCUAACUGCGGUCUACGGUAAACCGUGUGAGUGCGAAAGAGGAGUCAUUUCCAGUCCUCCAACGAAUACUCGGUCAUCCGUAGAUUGUGGUGACCGCACGGCUUUCCAGGCUGGCUGGUCAGGGACGUCAUCCCUCGAGUGGCGGUGUGUCAAUAAGCCUAGGGCUAUACCUACUGCUGAUGGGCACCCUGGCCCGUGCCCCUGGCAGACUUUUGCUGAUUCUAUGCAUAGUUCUUGUUACUCUGCUUUUCAACUAUGCACCCAUGGAAACAGUACAUAUUACACAGCCACCUUAGAUAAAAUUUAUUCAGGGUCUUUCGGAGGGGAGUUUGCAUCUCCCUCCUCCGCUGUCGGAUCACCCUCGUCUAAAUAUAGCCUAGCCCCUUGCACGGGCACAGUGGGCCGACCUGUGUGUUGGUCCCUUACUGCUCCUAUUCAUGUAUCUGACGGAGGAGGCCCUCAAGAUCAGGCUAGGACAUUUAAGGUACAAGGAAAAAUAGAAAAAAUGAUCGAAACUUUGUUCCCCCCAUUACAAUAUCACCCUGUAGCCUUACCUAAGGCCAGGGACGAGUUGAAACUCGACCCCCAGACCUCCAACAUCUUUCAAACCACCCAUAGCUUGCUUAAUGCAUCCAAUUUUAAACUUGCUGAGAACUGCUGGCUUUGCUUAAGAGUAGGACAGCCUCUCCCCCUUGCCUUCCCCACUCCGCUUUCCAAUUACUCCUCUGACGGACAGUGCUCCUUAACCCUUCCUUUACAGGUACAGCCUUUACAGUUUACUAAUUCCUCUUGCUACCACUCUCCCUCAGUUAACAAUAGUUAUGAAAUUAAUGUUGGCUUUGCCACAUUCACUCAGUGUUUGACAAUUGUGAACAUCUCCACUCCCCUGUGUGCUCAGAAUGGCUCGGAUCUGUCAGCUCUCAUGCCCGCUGAGUUUCCUGAAGGCACCAGCAGGGGACAGCAGACUCCACUGUCCCCUCCCAGCAGCUGCCUGGACCUCCCAGGCUGGAACCUCUAA
This is a messenger RNA of Galeopterus variegatus (Sunda flying lemur), 1308 nucleotides long. RefSeq lists its product as uncharacterized. The transcript is spliced from 3 exons. NCBI's taxonomy places the organism in Eukaryota, Metazoa, Chordata, Mammalia, Dermoptera, Cynocephalidae. The record is from RefSeq and is a predicted model, not a curated record. The coding region runs from base 73 to 1308 and encodes 411 amino acids.